Panonychus citri (citrus red mite) is the source of this 1200-nucleotide messenger RNA. RefSeq lists its product as uncharacterized. The transcript is spliced from 2 exons. Lineage: Eukaryota; Metazoa; Arthropoda; Arachnida; Trombidiformes; Tetranychidae. The record is from RefSeq and is a predicted model, not a curated record. The coding region runs from base 174 to 1103 and encodes 309 amino acids.
ACUCGAGCUCAUUUACUCUUAAUCGCUUUACUUAGCCGCUUCUUUUUUUUAUUCUAAAUAAUUAAUGUAAUUAAUUGUUGUGAUUUUUUAAUGAGUUUAUUUACAUUUGCAUGUUGAUUUAAUUGUUCAUCUUUAUUAUUGUUUUCCUAUUUUGUUUUGUUUCUUAAACUGUGAUGGAUAAAAUACUUGAAAGUAAAUAUGAACUUCGAAGAGCCGAACUUUUGGAAAAGUAUGAAAAGCGAUCUAAACAACGUCGAAAACGUGUAAAAGCAAAUGGAUGGAUAACUGUGAAUAAAUUGCCAGUAGAUUUUUCUAAACGACGACGACGGCGACCACCAAAGAUUGACGAUGAUGACGAGAUUGAAUCUGCAGUGUCAUCAAUUGAUAUGAUUCAUUGUCCAACAAAUAAUUUAACGGAAAAUCAAAGUAAACAAAAUAACAGUAAACUUACUCACCCGCCAUUAGUAUUGGAUGAUUUAGAUGUAGCAGAGGAUUUCGAUCCAAACAAGUUUGACCAACAACAACAACAACAGCAACAACAACAAUUCCAAUACCUGAUAAAUGAAUCAACUCAAGUUGACCAAACAACAACCGAUCCAAGGACAACAAAAGAUUUGGAUAUUCUCAGUGAAAUAAUCAACAAUCUCAAUUAUGUGCCUGAAAAUGAUGAUCAAAAUUUCAACAAUUUCCACCUCGACUCCUUCAGAACGGAACCACCACAAGAAUCAAUUCUAUCAUCAUCUUCACCUUUUCCAGCAUCCAUGUUGUCCCCAUCAAUAGCAUCUACAUCACCAGAACAACACCAAAAUCAACCUCAACCUCAACCACCGGAAGUUCACAAAGUUGAUGAGGUUUCUUCCGCUUCUUCACCCAGCCAAUCCCCACCUCCACCUCCACAGCCAAUGCCAACACCCUCUCCACCCUCUCCACCUUCAUCAUGCUCUAAACCCACCCUGACAUCAUCAUCACCACCACCACCACCAUGUCGACCUCCACUUCAACCAUCAUACGGUAAAGAUAUUUUCCAAAUGCUUGAAGAUGCAAAUCAACAGAAUCAAAAUGAAUCAACGACGAGUGAUGAUGAAUCUGAAUUAGAUGAUUGAUUUAUUUUUCUAUUUUUUUUUCUUUUUCAUCCAGUGAAUCAACUUGAUUAUUUCCCUCUGAUUGUUGUCCAGAUUAAAUCACCUUAAAUCAUUUUCA